CAAGCUCCUGAUUUAACUUUAUUAAAUCAAAGAAUAUCUGAUGUAAUGGAAGUAUUAGGUGAUUUUAGAAAAAGAAGAGAAGAAGGCAGAAGUAGACCAGAAUAUGUUCGACAAUUAAAGAAAGAUUUAUGUACAUAUUAUAAUUACAAUGACUAUUUGAUGGAUAAAUUUUUACAUCUAUUUCCACUAGAGAUCAAAGAAUUUUUAGAAGCUAAUGAAGUACAGAGACCUGUAACAAUUCGUACAAAUACUUUAAAAACAAGGAGAAGGGAUUUAGCACAGGCAUUAAUCAACCGAGGUGUAAAUUUAGAUCCUAUUGGUAAAUGGUCAAAAGUUGGUUUAGUUGUUUAUGAUUCUCAAGUACCAUUAGGAGCUACACCAGAAUAUUUAGCUGGUCAUUAUUUGAUUCAAGGUGGUGCCAGUUUCCUACCAGUUAUGGCCCUUGCACCACAAGAAAAUGAAAAAAUAUUAGAUAUGUGCUCAGCUCCAGGUGGUAAAACUUCUCAUAUAGCUGGACUAAUGCGAAAUACAGGUUUAUUAGUAGCUAAUGAUGCCAGUGCUGAGAGAGCUAAAGCUGUAGUAGGUAAUUUACAUCGUAUGGGAGUAAUCAAUACAGUUGUAUGUUCAUAUGAUGGUAGAGGUUUUCAUGAGUUAACUAAGGGAUUUGAUAGAGUACUGUUAGAUGCACCUUGUUCUGGAACAGGUGUUAUUUCUAAAGAUCCUGAAGUUAAAGUCAACAAGACCCAUGAAGAUAUAACAAAGUGUGCAAUGAUACAGAAAGCAUUAUUAUUAUCAGCUAUAGAUAGUUGUUCAGCUAAAUCUAAAACUGGUGGUUAUGUUGUAUAUUGUACUUGUUCUGUUACUAUAGAGGAAAAUGAGUGGGUAAUUGACUAUGCUCUGAAGAAAAGAAAUGUUAAACUUGUUCCUGCUGGAUUAGAUUUUGGUGUUGAAGGAUUUGUAAAUUUCAGACAACACAGAUUUCAUCCCAGUUUAAAAUUGGCGAGAAGAUUUUAUCCUCAUACACAUAAUUUGGAUGGAUUCUUUGUUUGUAAAUUGAAGAAAAUCUCAGAUAAAAUUCCUAAAGAUGGUAAGAUAUAUUUUGUGGCAGUGGCAGCCAACUGGAAUUGGGGGUAA
This is a messenger RNA of Lottia gigantea (owl limpet), 1134 nucleotides long. RefSeq lists its product as hypothetical. Gene Ontology annotation, biological process: rRNA base methylation; maturation of LSU-rRNA. The record is from RefSeq and is a predicted model, not a curated record. Lineage: Eukaryota; Metazoa; Mollusca; Gastropoda; Lottiidae. The annotation marks the transcript as partial. Gene Ontology annotation, cellular component: nucleolus. Gene Ontology annotation, molecular function: RNA binding; rRNA (cytosine-C5-)-methyltransferase activity. The transcript has 10 exons.